Besnoitia besnoiti is the source of this 1539-nucleotide messenger RNA. Its product is annotated as putative GTPase activating protein for adp ribosylation factor. The transcript has 12 exons. The coding region runs from base 1 to 1539 and encodes 512 amino acids. Gene Ontology annotation, biological process: COPI coating of Golgi vesicle. Gene Ontology annotation, molecular function: GTPase activator activity. NCBI's taxonomy places the organism in Eukaryota, Apicomplexa, Conoidasida, Eucoccidiorida, Sarcocystidae. The record is from RefSeq and is a predicted model, not a curated record.
AUGUAUCCCUCUUCCUUCUCAGACAUGCCUGCAUCUCAGGCGAUGCCUGCCUCGUCCUUCGCAUCUAGUUCUUACCCCUCCUCGGCUUCUCUAACGACGAACGGUCAAGCCCUUGCAACUUCCCCCAGUUCUUUUUCUGCUUCCGCCUUGCCUGCUUCCGGUGUACAUACACCUGCCAGUGUGGAGGCCACAGCGGUCGCCGAUGCCUCGGGUGUGCCUACACUCGGCGGUACCAUCGCGCGAAUGUAUAUGCAGAUGCCAGUCGAUGCGAAACGCUACGUGGGGGAAGGCGAUCGCGACGAAGUGUUCCGCCGUUUGAGGAGAGACAAUCGCACUUGCUUCGAUUGCGCAACGCGGAACCCAACGUGGCUCAGCGUCACUUACGGAGUGUAUCUCUGCCUCACCUGCAGUGGAAAGCAUCGCCGCCUGGGCACCCACAUUUCCUUUGUCCGGUCCUGCGAGAUGGAUAAGUUCUACCCGGAGCAGCUUCUUCGAAUGGAGAUGGGUGGUAACAAGAAGGCUCACGAAUUCUUUCGAGAGCAUGGAAUGGAUGCAUCGAAAGCCGUCGACUACCACGGGAAACUCGCUGCGAAAUACAAGCAGCAGCUCGACCGCGCGGUCUCCCAAGAGAUGCAGACCGCCGGCUGGGUGAUCGCCUCCGCUGCCUCUGCGAGUGCGCCCGCUGCGGCUGACGCGUCCUCUUCUUCUCCGUCGCCGGCCGCCGCCUCAAACUUCGCAACUCCUGCGCCGUUCGCCCCGCCUUCUUCUGCGUCGUUCUCUCAACCGGGGCUUGCGGCGUUUGCUCAACCCACAUCGGCGGCCGCGCCGCCCGCGCCGCUCCCGCGGGCCUCGGCGUCGUUUCCCUCGGCGCAGAGCGAAGCGUCCUUCGCGAAGGAUCGCUUCAGCGGCCGCGCCGCGGGCGGCGGCCUGCGGGCGCGGAAGCUCGACUUCGAUUUUGACUUCGAAGCGGAGGCCGCGAACGCAGCUGCCAUCGCCGAGCAGAAGAGUCUCCACGAGCCGGCGCACGCCAAGGCCGGUGGAUUCGGGGUAGCUCCGCCGUCGUCGUCGCCUCCCUCUGUCUCGGGAGCAGCUGGAUUUGCGGGCGUGUCGGCGUCUUCGUUGCCUUCGUCUUUCUCAUCGCCGGGCAGCGCCUCGGGAUUCUACAGUCCGGCCGCAAGUCCGAGCGCGCCUACCGGCGGCAACACGAGCCCCAUGCCAGCUGCGCGGGCGAACCCGACACGCUUCAGCAACGCCAAGUCGAUUUCGUCCGACCAGUACUUCGGCACGUCGGGCGCCGACAGAGCGUCGAGUUCCUACCAGGCGGCCAUUACAGUGGAUCCCUCGAAGCGAAGCAUUUCCUCAGAUGAGUAUUUUGGCGUCGAUCCGACCAAGAGGCAAAGUCGAUUUUCCGCGUUCGAGGAUCAAGCCGUUGUCCACUUGGAUAGUCUCAAGGCGUCCGCUCAGCAAGGGUGGGCGACACUGGCGUCUGUUGGCAGCGAUGCGAUGAGCCGCGCGAGAGAUUGGCUUGCAGGCUCUUAA